AUGCUUCCGCAGCAGUCCGAAUUCUUCGCGGAGGUGCGGGAGGUGGACCGCGACAACGAGGUCAACCGCAUCUUGUGGGCGUUCAAGCUCAACCCCUUUGAGAAGCUCAACCUGCGCUUCGACGCGACCCCGGAGGAGGUGCGGAAACAGUACCGCAAGCUGUCGCUACUGGUGCACCCGGACAAGUGCUCGCACCCCCAGGCGGCCAGCGCUUUCGACGUGCUGGGUGCUGCUCAGAAGGAGUUGAACGAUGAGGCCAAGCGCGAGGUCCUCAACGCCGUGCUGGACAAGGCCCGAGGUGACUGCGGCCUGGGGGAGGAGGUCAGGGCCGAGCGCCGCAAGGAAACCAAGCACGACGCGGCAGUGGCACUGGCGGCGACGCUACAUGAGCGUGGUCGCGAGGGCGUGGAGGAGGAUUGGGAAAAAACCGACGCCUUCCACGAGCGCUGGAAGCUCAAGGCCCGCGACGUGAUGGCCAAGAGCGAGUGGCGCAAGCGCAAGCUGACGAAGCGGGUGCGUGUGCCGGGCUAG
Molecule: messenger RNA, 531 nt
Organism: Monoraphidium neglectum
Lineage: Eukaryota; Viridiplantae; Chlorophyta; Chlorophyceae; Sphaeropleales; Selenastraceae
Product: J domain-containing protein spf31
Exons: 6
Coding region: 1-531 (176 amino acids)
Source: RefSeq, a predicted model, not a curated record